UUUUUCUCUCUCUUUUUUUGACUCUGCAAAGUUCAAACACGUUUUUCUUGGCAAGAAAGGAGCAGCAAAAAAGAAAAAAAAAGAAGAAGAGAAGAAUAGGAUUUUUUUUUUUUCCCUCAAAUGGCAGAGGAGAUUCAGCAAAAGAUUGCUCGUUACGAGACAUUUGUGAAUGAAGGCUUACGAAAGGAUCUCAAGGAUGCAUUGGAUGCAAGAGAUGCUAUUUAUAACCAGAUCUCUGAAUAUCUUAAAUUAGCAAAGGAUAUCGAGGUGAUCAAGGACAAUGGACUCACAGAGAUGAAGACUCAGGUUGAUCUCGGAUCAAACUUCUAUGUACAAGCAAAGAUUCCAGACACAAAGUACAUCUAUGUCAAUGUCGGAUUUGGAUUUCAUGCGCAGCUGACAUUGGACGAGGCGUUGACAUUUAUCACCAAGAAAGAGGCACAUUUGCAGGGAAAAGCUGAAAAGUAUACUGAGAAGGCAGCCCAGAUCCGUGCUCAUAUCAAAAUCGUCCUGGAAGCCAUGGCUGAGAUUAUGAAACUGAAUAACACGCCGUCACCAAGGAAUCUGGAUAUUUAAAGAACUUAUGCUCUACCAGUCAUUUUUU
This is a messenger RNA of Lobosporangium transversale, 604 nucleotides long. Its product is annotated as protein UXT. The coding region runs from base 121 to 576 and encodes 151 amino acids. The transcript has 5 exons. NCBI's taxonomy places the organism in Eukaryota, Fungi, Mortierellomycota, Mortierellomycetes, Mortierellales, Mortierellaceae. Gene Ontology annotation, molecular function: transcription corepressor activity. The record is from RefSeq and is a predicted model, not a curated record. Gene Ontology annotation, biological process: negative regulation of transcription by RNA polymerase II.